AUGUCCCUCUCCCCCCAAAAACAAAUCCAAAAUGGCGCCAUUGGCAUCCAACCCCCCUCCUCCCCCUCCGCCAUAGUCUUCAAAGACUACCUCUACAUCUUCUACAUCGGCGCCGGCGGCGACGGAAUCUGGUACACCUGGUCCUACUACUCGCUCCUCCGCGGCCGCCAAUUCACCGCCCCGAUCCAAGUCUCCGCCCGAGCAGGCACGCCCAUCCCCAUAGCGCCCGCCACGCGCCCCGUCCCCGUCGUCUUCAACAACACGCUGUACCUCUUCUUCACCGCUUUGGGCGAAAAGGGGUUUUCGCUCUCUCUGACGACGUCGAAGGAUGGGAGUCGCUGGACGCCCGCUGUGGACGUGAGUGGGGCGAUUCCUGGGGCGUUGCCGGUUAUGCCGGCCACCAACCCCGCCGCUACCGUGCAUAAGGGCCAUUUGUAUCUCUUCUGGUGUACGCCCAGCACGGCGCCGCCGGAUCGCAAUGUCAAUCGCUUGCAGUUCUCUGAGUUGGAGAAUGGGAAGUGGGUCGGCGCUAAUGAUGUCCCCGCGGUGAAUCUGGGCGUGAGGCCGUAUACGUCGCCGGCUGUGGUGGAUUUUAGGGGGCAGUUGCUCGUGUUUUAUGAUGGCAGUGGCGGGGAUGGGACGUGGGUGACUUCGUACAAUGGGGGGUAUGGGCGCCUGUGA
This is a messenger RNA of Bacidia gigantensis, 681 nucleotides long. RefSeq lists its product as uncharacterized. The record is from RefSeq and is a predicted model, not a curated record. Bases 1 to 681 code for a protein of 226 amino acids. The transcript has a single exon. NCBI's taxonomy places the organism in Eukaryota, Fungi, Ascomycota, Lecanoromycetes, Lecanorales, Ramalinaceae.